UCCUAGCUGAGAGACCUUGAUUCUGAUUUGUAAGUUUUAGAAUCUACUUGUUUAGUAUUUUACUUUUCCUGUUAUCAAUGUGGGUGAUUUGUGAGAUGUGAGCAGAACCCUGGUAUGGAAGUCAUGGCCUUUGGAGCUCAGUCUGGACUCCAGCACUAAUUGGGCAAUCCCAGGUCUUCUCUGGCUUUCAGGGUUGGACUUGAAGAGCUCUAAGAACACCAAAUAACCACGAUAGCCUCAUGCUUCCCAAAACUAGUGAUGGGUGACAGCACAUCCCUUGUAAACUACAGAUGCUGAAAAGGGGAGCAAUCUCUGUCCCUUGGUGGGCAGGUCUUGGGACUUUGGGAAGAUCCAAAGAGAGGGAACUGAUGCAACAUGCUACAACCUCAGAGUCAGAAAAGGAAAUGAUGAUCUUAAUGAGAGCUCAGCUGGAGGGGCUCUUAAUGGCCUGGGGUGAGAGUGGGAGGCAGCAGGGGUGAGAUCUCAGCUAUAGGAGCCUGGAAGAGUUGUUUGCCCAGUCCAGGUACUGAACUGUGUCCCCAACCAUUGUGGGGUCUGUUGUGGGCAGUGACCCAAGUCUCCUAGGUGGAGGGUAGCCAGCUGAGCUGGGCUGAGCUGAGCGUGCAGCAGGUGCAGAAGCUGGAGCUCCGGAGCCCUAUCAGUGGGAUGGCUUUUUAGUUCAUGAACAGUUUCCUCACCUUAAUUGGCUCUCCAGGGCCCUGGGAGUAGCACCAGCACCUCAGAACAGUACCCGUUACUGGGAGAGCAAUUCCCUUGGUAACGGGAAGGAGGCAGGCUGUAUUCUCGGGGAUAUGCUGGCUGCUGCCGACACUGCUUGGGAGGAUAUAGCUAGAGCAGAUUUGCUGAGGGAGGGAGUUCAAGGUGGUUGUGAUUGAUGGAUAGGGUCUUGGAGGUGACCCUUGUCUGCUGGAGCUCUCUCAUUCAAGGGGGACCAGCCAUGGUUGACUGCUGUGGAGGCUAAAGAGCAGGAAAGACCCUUGGAGCUUAUCUCUAAUCCCUCACUGAAUAAAUGGGGCAUCAGGAGUCCAGAAAGCAUUAGAAUCCUGCUGAAUGCCAUAGUUGUUACAGAGCCAGAAAGAAAAUUCAUCUCCUUUGCCUGCCAAUCCAGGGUUUGCCCGGGCUUGAGGGCCAGUAGGAACUGCAGACCUAGAGUAGCCUGCUGCCCUUUGUUCUUCCACUGUCUCUCUGUCCAGGCCCAGUUGGAAAUGGAGACAGUGGCUUUGCAUGGAGUGUCACUGAAGUCCUUGGAUUGACUCUUGAGAUUUGAAGGGAAGGAUAUAGAGGUGCCAAUCUAUCAGAUGAGACGAGCCCAGAUUCCUCCCACUUGUAUCUUCUGCAUUCUCUUCUGGGUUCUUUCUUGGCACCGAAAGCUUGUUUCAGUCAGGUGGUCCCCUUGGAGCAUGGGCUCUGAAAGCUGUGAACCAUCCAUCUCCUCAGCCUAUCACCUAGCUCUCAUGCCCAGUUUCUGACUCUAGCUUAGAUCCGCCACCUGGCUGUGCCCCACACUCUCUGGCUGUCCUUGCCUAACCACACUUUACCUAUUGCCUCUGUGCAUUAUGUUCCUAAAUCCUCUAGCCUCAACCCUGACCACUCUCUUCUAUUGUCGGCUUGCAUUUUGAGCUAUCUAAAAGGCUCUCAGUUGCUUACAGUUCAGAACAGAAACUUAGCAUGGCCUUCAAGGCUCUUCCUAAUCUGACUCCAAGCUAAUUUUAGAGCCUCAUCUCUGUCACUCCUGCAUGAGCCAGCUUUACGAAUCUUUCCCCUAGAGGCCUCACAUUUUGACAUCUGUAAUCCUCUGUGUAUGAUGUUCCCUCCUCCUGAAGUGCCCUUUUCUUGUUAGUAACAUCUUACCCCAAACUGAAGGUUGGCUCAAAUGUGACCCAGUUAUCAUAACUUAGAGGACACAGGGUGGAGGUUAACUUGGGAAUAAGCAGGACCCCAUUACUGGAAUUGAGCCCUUUGUAAAGGGUGAGGUUAGAACAAUUUAAUUUAAGUAGCUGUUGCUUUAGGCCAGGGGCCAGCAUAGUUUUUCUGUAAAGGGCUAGAUGGUAAAUAUAUUUGGUUUUGUGGGUCAUAUAGGCUCUGUUACCACUACUUAAUUCUGCCACUGCAGCACAGACAAUAUGGGAAUGGAUGGGCAUGACCGUGUUCCAGUAAAUUUUUACUUACAAAAACAGGCAACCUGUGGUUUUCUGACCCCUGUUUUAGUCUCUGCCUGGGGAAAUUGGAUGGAUUUGAACCUGUGAGUGACAUCAAAUAGGAAUAUCCGUAUAGGAGCCAGGCAGGCCCAGGAAAAUAUGGAAGGAAAUUUCAGGUAGGGAAUAGUGUUAGGAUGAGGCAUGGAGAAAAGGGGAGGAGGCAAAGGAGGGAGUUAAUUUUGGCUGCAAUAUAGGAUUGUUUGAAGGAGAGAAGUGAGAACUCUGGAAUGGAAAUUUGAGGCCACAUUAUGAAGGGUCUUGACCAAUUUAAGCUCUAGGCAGUGGGGAGACACUGGAUACUUUGGUCAAUGAAUACGAUCAAAUACGUAUUUUUAAAAAGUUAUUCUGGUUCAGUGAGAAGAAUGAUUGGAGGAGACAAGACUGGAUGCAGAAAGCCCUGCUAGGAGGCUACUGUAGUUGUCCUGGCCAUUGGGUCCAGAUUACUGGUCCUCAAAUGCCUAAGAAUUACUUGGGUUACUCACCAAAAAUAUAGAUUCUUGGUCCCACACCCACAUACAAGAGAUCUAGAUUUGGCAGAUUCAGGUUUUCUAACAAACCCUCAAGAUUUGUGAAUCACUGGUCCAGCAAAGCAGAAUGAAGCCUGACCCAGAGAGGCUAUGGAUACCAGAGAAAGUGGGGCCCACAUAAGAUGGGAUUUGGCAAGUACACUCUUACUCCCUCUUAUCUCUGUCUAUGACAGCCCAUCCAUUUGACCCCUUUUUCUUCACACACCACCACUCCUUCCAACAUCUUAUUUUGGUCAUGCCUUAUUGGUUCUCUUUGAAACACUUCUGUCCCUUUCUUUCCAUUUCUGCCCUUGUUCAGGGUCCCAUCAAUGCUAAACUGGACAAAGCUUCUCCCUGUGCCCCAUCUCCAGUUCAUCAACAUAAUCAUAAAGCCCAGCUUUGUCACUCUCCAGAGCCUUUGCUUUUAGGAUAAAGGUGAAGCUCCUUAGUUUAGCAUUCAGGGUCCUUCAGGAGCUUACUCUCCUACCAGUCUUUCCAAGCUUAUUCCCUGCCACUUCCCAUCUGUGCUUUUAAAAUUUUCCUGUGCUCUGUGUUUUUGCAAUUAUUUUGUGCUUGUAGUCUUGCCUCAUCCUAAUGUCUUUCCUCUAAUUCGACCCUGCUUUUCCUUCCCUUUUUUCUCCCUGCUUGUGUUUGACUGUAUCUCCCUGGGGGGGGGGGGGGUUAGAGUUAGCUGCCAAGGGACACCUCCCAGGACCUUUAUGCAUCACAAAUGUGUGUCUUCCCCAUCUGAAGUCCUAAUCCUCCACUUGUGACGGACAAUUGGUCACUAUGGCAACUGACUGUGACGUCACAGGAUAAGGACUUCAGGUGAAGUGGCAGGAGCAGGUGAGUGUGUAGGAGAUAGAUUUUAAUGUCUGUCGAAGGCCUCCCCCCCACACCCUCCUUCAGUGCCGGGGGCAUGGAGGGAUAUCUCGGGCUCCUGCUGAUUUUUAAAAGGAUGCGGUGAGAGUGUGUGCCUGGCAUCUGCGUGCUGCAGCAGUGUGGGGCUGACAGAGUGUGUCAACUUGAGCUUUGGUUGUGCAGGCACCGCUGCUGCGUGAGCCUGUUAUUCCAUUCUGGAUUGCUAUUUUGAUACCCAGAUUGCAUCAUUCUUCCUACGUAUAAACAGGGGGUCCCCAGGGCCCUGCAGCUACUCACUUCUCCACCAACACUGUUGUUGUGAUGAGCUCUAUUUAAAUGAGCUGCCGGAUCGGGGCAGAUUCCAGCCAUACAUGAGCACUGUCAUUUUGGGGAACAUGGAGGGCUGAAGGAUUUUUGGAUCGAAUCCUAAAAGGCUGAGAGUGAUGGCCUCCCGAGCUGUGCAGAGGGCGACAGAGCUAGUUCCUGAAAGUUGAAAAUCUCGUUUUCUUCCUUCUGAGCUUCUAUUCCAAGGCACCCAGAGGAUUAGGAAGGAGAUGCAGCUAGGAAGAGAGUCGCCUCUUUGAGGUCUCCCUCUUGCUGUUCAGUUUGGGAAAUUGCUGCAGAGCCUUCGAGAUAAACAGGAACAGGAGGAGUCAACCAACCUUUUCUUGCAGGAGCAUCUCAGUGAUUGGCAGAGGCUUGUGGAGUAGAAUGUCUUACUUGUGGAUACAGAGAGCUCAUCUCCUGUCCUGGGUGUAAGCAAGUGGACCUCACCAGGGAUGUAACUGAGCAUUUUUUUCUGCAGUGCUUUUCUACUGGGCAAUCCAAGAUGGCCAGGAACUGCUCCGAGUGCAAGGAGAAGAGGGCAGCACACAUCCUCUGCACCUACUGCAACCGCUGGCUGUGCAGCUCCUGCACGGAGGAGCACCGGCACGGCCCAGCCCCCGGGGGCCCUCUCUUUCCCCGGGCCCAGAAGGGCCCGCCAGGAGUGACUGGUGGUUCUGGGGACUUCGCCUUGUACUGUCCUCUACACACACAAGAAGUGCUCAAGCUAUUCUGUGAGACUUGUGAUGUUCUAACAUGCCAUAGCUGCCUCAUGGUGGAACACAAAGAACAUAGGUGUAGACAUCUUGAAGAAGUUUUGCAAAACCAGAGGAUGCUUCUGGAAAGUGUGACUACACAGGUGGCUCAUAAAAAAUCUAAUCUACAGACCUCUGCAAAGCAAAUUGAGGACAGGAUUUUUGAAGUGAAGCAUCAACACAGGAAGGUGGAAAACCAAAUCAAAAUGGCCAAGAUGGUUCUGAUGAAUGAGCUGAACAAACAGGCCAAUGGGCUCAUAGAGGAGUUGGAGGGCAUUACUAAUGAGAGAAAGCGGAAGCUGGAGCAACAGCUACAGAGCAUCAUGGUUCUCAACCGCCAGUUUGAACAUGUGCAGAACUUCAUCAAUUGGGCUGUCUGCAGCAAAACCAGUGUCCCUUUCCUGUUCAGCAAAGAGCUGAUUGUGUUUCAGAUGCAGCGAUUGCUGGAGACAAACUGUAACACAGAUCCUGGCUCCCCUUGGAGUAUCAGAUUCACCUGGGAGCCUAACUUCUGGACCAAGCAACUGGCUUCCCUUGGCUGUAUAACUACUGAAGGUGGACAUCUGUCCCGGGCAGAGACUCCUGCUUAUGGAGGCUUACAGGGACCGCCAUCCUUUUAUCAAAGCCAUCAGUCCCCAGUGGCACAGCAAGAGACUCUCAGCCACCCCUCACAUAAGUUCCAGUCUCCAGCACUGUGUUCCUCAUCUGUGUGCUGCUCCCACUGCUCCCCAGUCUCGCCCUCCCUCAAAGGUCAGGUCCCCCCACCCGGGAUACACUCAGCUCACAGCUUCAGGCAACCCUCUGAGAUGGCACCCCAACAACUGGGGUCUCUGCAGUGCCCUGCCCUGCUGCCCAGGGAGAAAGAGCUGGCUUGUAAUCCUCAGCCACCAAAACUGAUGCAGCCCUGGCUGGAAACGCAGCCCCCCGUGGAGCAGGAGAACUCGUCUCAGCGGCCGGGGCAGCAGCUGACUUCCCAGCCAGUGUGCAUCGUGCCCCCGCAGGAUGUUCAGCAAGGAGCCCAUGCCCAGCCCCCCUUACAGACCCCCUCCAUCCAAGUCCAGUUUGGCCACCACCAGAAGCUGAAGCUCAGCCACUUUCAGCAGCAGCCACAGCAGCAGCUGCCACCUCUGCCGCCUCCGCCGCCCCCACCCCAGCAGCCGCCGCCGCCACCUCUACCUCCAUCCCAGCACCUGGCUUCUAGUCAGCAUGGAAGCCCGCCUGGGCCUGCCUGCUCCCAGAACAUAGAUAUAAUGCACCACAAAUUUGAGCUGGAGGAGAUGCAGAAGGACCUGGAGCUUCUCCUUCAGGCUCAGCAGCCCAGCCUGCAGCUGAAUCAGACCAAAUCUCCUCAGCACCUUCAGCAAACCAUUGUGGGGCAGAUCAACUACAUUGUGAGGCAGCCAGCACCCAUCCAGUCCCAGAGCCAGGAGGAUGCCGUGCAGGCUUCAGAUGAGCCCCCAGCAUCUGAAGGUCCAAAGCCGGCUCUCCCUCUUGACAAGAAUACUGCUGCUAACUUGCCCCAGGCGUCUGGGGAAGAAACCCCUCCCAGUGUCCCCCCACUGGACAACACCAUCCAGCACUCCUCUCCAAAUGUGGUGAGAAAGCACUCCACUUCGGUGAGCAUCAUGGGCUUUUCCAACACACUGGAGAUGGAGCUGUCAUCUACCAGGCUGGCAAGGACCCUAGAGCCAGAGAUCCAGAGCGUGAGCAGCCUGCCUGCCGCCCCUUCCCACAUGGUACCAAGCCUGCUGAGCAGCACCCCCACAACUGUGUCCAGCCUGAUGAGCAGUCAAAACCAGGCUAUGCCCAGCCUGACAGUGGGUCAUCUGCCGACCAUACCCAGCCUUGUGCGCGGCACACCCCAGUCCGUGCCCAGCCUGAUGAGUGAUUCCUCCCAGGCCAUCACAAGCCUAGCAAGUGAUCAGUCACAGGCCAGGCUCAACCUGAUGUCUGGUCCCACCCAGGCUAUGCCAAGUCUGGCGACUUGUCCUCUGCAGAGCAUGCCUCCAGCUUCUGACGUGCAACCAGAAACUGGAUCCAGCUGCAGUCCUGGCUCUGGGCGAGCUGUAGGGAGCCUGUGCCCUGGAGAUGGGGCUGACCCCUCUCUCGGGAAUGCCCUGUGUAAGAUGGAAAGUGAGGAUUCUACCCGCUUCACUGACUCUCUGAGACAAGACUCCACAACCCGUGGUCUGGAUGCUUCCAAGGACUUGGCUAUCCCUUCAGAACUAGAGGAGCCAAUUAACCUCUCUGUGAAGAAACCCCCACUGGUCCCAGUGAUCAACACGUCCAUGGCUCUGCAACAGUACCGGAACCCAAAAGAGUAUGAGAAUUUUAAACAAGGAGCCCUGGAAUUGGAUGCAAAAGGGAACCAGAGUAUCAGGCCCUUCAACAGCGAGCCUAAGAUUCCCUAUGUGCGACUGGAGCGGCUCAAGAUCUGUGCUGCCUCCUCGGGAGAGAUGCCUGUGUUCAAGUUGAAGCCCCAGAAGAAUGAGCAGGAUGGGAGCUUCCUGCUGAUCAUCGAGUGUGGCACUGAGUCCUCCAGCAUGUCUAUUAAGGUCAGCCAGAACAACAUGCCUGAUGCCAUCCAGGCCCCAAGUCUGGGGGGAAGAAAGGUCACUGUCACUUCUCUGGCGGGGCAGCAGCCACCAGAGGGGGAGGGUGCAUCUCCUGAAGAACAAAGACUCAUUCCUCGGACCCCUGGAGCCAAGAAGGGGCCCCCGGUACCAAUAGAGAAUGAGGACUUCUGCGCUGUGUGCCUCAAUGGGGGAGAGUUGCUGUGCUGCGAUCGCUGCCCCAAAGUGUUCCACCUUUCCUGCCACUUGCCGGCCCUGCUCAGCUUCCCCGGGGGAGACUGGGUAUGUACCUUGUGCCGCAGCCUGACCCAGCCCGAGAUGGAGUACGACUGUGAGAAUGCCCGCUAUAAUCAGCCUGGAAUGCGGGCCACUCCUGGCCUGAGCAUCUAUGACCAGAAGAAGUGUGAAAAGCUGGUACUGUCCUUGUGCUGCCAUAGCCUCAGCCUGCCCUUCCAUGAACCUGUCAGCCCACUGGCUCGGCAUUACUACCAGAUUAUCAAGAGGCCCAUGGACCUGUCAAUCAUUCGGAGGAAGCUGCAAAAGAAGGACCCAGCUCACUACACCACCCCAGAGGAGGUGGUGUCAGACGUCCGCCUCAUGUUCUGGAACUGUGCGAAGUUCAAUUAUCCCGACUCAGAGGUUGCAGAGGCCGGCCGCUGCCUGGAAGUGUUCUUUGAGGGCUGGUUGAAGGAGAUCUACCCGGAGAAACGGUUUGCCCAGCCAAGGCAGGAGGACUCAGACUCCGAAGAGGUGUCAAGCGAGAGUGGGUAUUCCACUCCGCAGGGUUUCCCAUGGCCCCCCUACGUGCAGGAGGGCAUCCAACCCAAGAGGCGGCGGCGACAUAUGGAGAAUGAAAGAGCAAAAAGAAUGUCAUUCCGCCUGGCCAGCAGCAUCUCCCAGGUGUGAGAGCUGGCGGUACAGCGAGCACUCUGGCAGCUGGUGCCUCAUGCUGUUGACCACUCCUCCCCACCUUUCAGCUCAUUCUCUUCAGAUCAUGGAUGUGAGACAAGUCUUGUCGAGCUGUGUAGUGCUCUUUGCCGUUUGCAUCUUACAACAUUCAUUUGGGAGCCAUAGUGCAUCCACUACAGAGAAGAUUUCAGUAAUAAACAGCAAAGAGGGAGGUGUUCCCUAUUACCAGAAAAAUCAGAUGUGUGGGGUCCACUUGACAAGACCAAGUCUGGUCAGGCUUGGGAGGACUUAACUUCCUUGGUGACUGCUCUCUGCUGAGGAGAGCAGACUUUUCUCACCUUUCAGUGUGCAAGGCUCAGGAGCAAUGUAUCUAUCUGAAGUCCUCCUGGGUCCAGAAGAGGGUAAAAGAAGGGAGAGAGGUUCUGACAUAUGGCAGGCCUGUGAUCCCUGGCCCAGCACAGCCAAAGACUGUCACUGUUUGCCUUUGUUUGGCCUGCCAGGACAGGAAGCUCCCCUGGGCAGGGUGAUGGAGGCUUCCAGAGGCCAUAGGUCUCAAUUGGUGCCUAUUCGGGUUCUAAUGGUUUUCAGGGUAUUUGUUUCUCAUGCUCCCUGUCCCGAUGUUGACUUAGGUGGCCGCUAUGAAAGUGCUCUAGGUGGUAUGUAUGGCAUUCUUGACGGGGCCAGGUGGCUGUGCAGGGACCACCGACAGCUUCAGGCUCAGACGUGCAGGCUUAAGGAGAUGUCAACUUCAGAGCCUGUCCUCUGUGCCACUUACUUUGGGUUAAUAACUCUUCUUUAGUGUCAGAACCUGCCUUCCUAGAAGUGAUUGUCAGUGGCCAUCCCUUCAUUGUCUCCACUCAGAGAUCUGGAGCCCGAGUUCUGCUUGGGUAAACCUGAGAGUUGGGUUGGGCAAGGGGAGUGACCCAGAACUGGCUCGCUGUGCUAGGCUUCUCCUCUGUCGUAGAGAUCCUAGUUCUCAGCCUUUCCACGUUCGCAGAGCCAAAGAUCAGAAGUGAGUUCUCGGACUCACUCACCCCCAGGCUGUCUGCAGCCCCAAAAAAAGUCAGGACUCUACUGGCAGCCCUUUUCUGUUGGAGGUUGGAGAAGGCCAAAGGGACUGCCAGGAGCGUGGUGUAAUCAUUCAUGGGGGAAGUUCUGUCUAGGGUAGAGAAGAGGAAACUGACAGGUGAGAAGCCAGUGUCCUUCAGUGACUUUGGAGCAACUUCAGGACAUCACUUCUCCGAGAAUGCAGAAGGAAAUGUUCUGGAAGCCAUGGGAACAGGAAUUCCAGACUCUAUCUCAGAUGGAGAUGGAUCUUCAUGGUCCGUGUGGGGUGUUUGGGGAAGGCUGCAUAGGCAGAUGCUGGGGGUCAAGCUACUUCCUCAGCCAGGACUUAGUUGAGAAGGACCCUAUUGCUGAUGGUGUUGGGGGAGCUGCAGACCUGGCGCUUCAGUGGGCUGGCCCAGAGACAUCACUUUGUCGUGGCUUGGCUUUAUUUUUGCUAAAAGAUGAAAUUUAAGGAAGCUGUUGUUUGUAGGGCCUUUGUUAAGGGGAACAUUGUGCUCAGAGAAAGCUCUGCUUUCCUUGUCAGUCGGUGGUGCUGCUCAUUUCCUUUGCCACCCAGGCUGAGAGGCCAUCCUCCGCCGGCCAUUCUUUCACCAGCACCUGCCAGGCUCUCCUGCGCAGACAGGCUUCCAUAAUCCCGUUUCCCAGUUUGGGGUAACUAAGUCUUUCGUGCUUCACUAGCCAGGCAAUCUUUAGACCUAGCCCUCUGUUCUUUGGGGCUCACAUGACUCUCUGGCUUGGGCUCUGGCCACUUUCCUUUCAAUGUUUGAAUCGUUUUCUCUGUUUAGUUCACUUGGCGAGGUUCCCUCUGUAAUUACCUCAUGAAUUCAUGCUCUAGGUCAUCUUUCCUGUGUUGUGGCCCCCAUUUCCACCUUCCCUGAGUGAGAAUCAUGGUGCUUUGUGUCAGAUAGCCAGGUGAGGGCUGUGACAGUCUCAAACCUGACUGAGAUCCUUCCACAGGACCAACCGGAGACCACAAAUAUAAAGCAGAAAUGCGGGGCUAAAUGCUUAGCUCCCCUUUUAUUCGUGAAGCUCCUAGCUGGGUAUAGCCUGCUGGGCCAGGGGAUCGUAGUAACGUAGUCGAGAGUCACAUAUUCCUUUCCUACCGCAGAGACCCUGCAUGCUGAGAGGCCCACUUUCGGCACCUGAGCAGAUGUAGGGUAUCCUCCCUGCAAGGGUGCAAGGUCAUGGCCCACCACACCACCCCUGCACUGCUUACCCCACACCACUGCCCUCCCCCAGGCUUUUCCUGUGUACUUAGCACCAAUGUUUUGUGUCAUGGUUUUUGUUUUGUUUUGUUUUGCAUGCAGAAAACAGAACAUGACUUUUUAUAAAUUAAAGAAAAAAAAGCUGCUAGCUGA
Messenger RNA from Acinonyx jubatus (cheetah), 10573 nucleotides. It is a transcript of the gene TRIM66, whose product is annotated as tripartite motif containing 66. The record is from RefSeq and is a predicted model, not a curated record. Lineage: Eukaryota; Metazoa; Chordata; Mammalia; Carnivora; Felidae. The transcript has 21 exons. Bases 4416 to 8144 code for a protein of 1242 amino acids. Gene Ontology annotation, molecular function: zinc ion binding; protein binding.